Anopheles moucheti is the source of this 965-nucleotide messenger RNA. RefSeq names its product signal peptidase complex catalytic subunit SEC11A (gene twr). Bases 147 to 701 code for a protein of 184 amino acids. Gene Ontology annotation, molecular function: serine-type endopeptidase activity. The transcript is spliced from 3 exons. Lineage: Eukaryota; Metazoa; Arthropoda; Insecta; Diptera; Culicidae. The record is from RefSeq and is a predicted model, not a curated record. Gene Ontology annotation, cellular component: membrane; signal peptidase complex.
UGUCGUGUUCGGAAACGCCGCAGAACGCGAGCAACACAAAUCACGGAAUCGGUAACGAAAAUCUGUAAACCAAGUACGGUUGAGUUUGUGGUGUUUCUCGAUCGGAAUUGCAUCGGUUACUGCGCGAACACAGGAUCUCAGAGACGAUGGGUAUGAUGGAUAGUUUGGGUCUGAGCGGACUCGCCGGUGGCGUUCAGCGGAUGGACAAGCGACAGUUCCUGUUCCAAAUGCUCAGCUUCGGAAUGAUCGUUUCGUCCGCACUGAUGAUCUGGAAGGGUCUGAUGGUGGUCACGGGCAGCGAGUCACCGAUUGUUGUCGUGCUGAGCGGCAGUAUGGAACCGGCUUUCCACCGUGGCGACCUGCUAUUCCUCACGAACCAGGACGAACCGGUGCGCGUUGGAGAGAUUGUGGUGUUCAAGAUCGAGGGCCGUGAUAUUCCGAUCGUCCACCGAGUGAUUAAGCUGCACGAAAAGAGCAAUGGCACGGUGAAAUUCCUUACCAAGGGAGACAAUAACUCGGUCGACGAUCGGGGUUUGUACGCGCCGGGUCAACUGUGGCUUACCAAGAAAGACAUCGUUGGCCGAGCAAGAGGGUUCCUGCCGUACGUGGGGAUGAUCACGAUCUACAUGAACGAGUAUCCGAAGCUAAAGUACGGCAUUCUGGGACUGCUAGCGUUAUACGUGCUUGUGCAUAGAGAAUAAGGCAACAGGAGGCGGUGCACCUUCCUUUCUUCUUUUGAUGCAAUUGCAUUCCAAUCCUACUCGUCGCUGGGCGGGUUGUUGGAAUACGCGUUUGGCUCUCGAUGGUAUGCAUCGCGUUUUGUUGAAUUGUUCCAGCUCGAUCGGACGCCUGCAACGCCACGAAUCCGAGCAGAGUUUCAAUUGUAGGAAAGCAGUGCUACUCAGUUUGGUAUCUCGCAUGAAAAAAAGGAUGAAAGAGGGUGGUAAAUAAAAUAAAUUAACAUA